GGGAAAAGGCAAACACAACUGAAAAACGAUUCAGCAUUGGCAUCUAAACAAAAAGCUCUUGAAAUAAGAUUAAAUCUUUACGGAGAAAAUCAUUCCAACACAGCACUAAGCUACCACGAAAUUGGAAUCACACAAAAUAAGUUGGAAGAUUACAAGUCAGCAUUAGUUUCAAACCAACAUGCUCUUCAAAUCAGAUUAAAAUUGUAUGGAGAAUAUCAUCCCGACACAGCACAAAGUUACCACGAAAUUGGAUGCACACAAAGUAACCUGAAAGAUUACAAGUCAGCAUUAAAAUCGUAUCAACAUGCUCUUCAAGUCAGAAUAAAGCUUAAUGGAAAAUACCAUUCUGACUCUGGACAUAGCUACCAUCAAAUUGGGUUCAUACACCAUAAUUUGAAAGAUUACAAGUCUGCAUUAGAGUCAUACCAACAUGCUCUUGAGAUCAGAUUAAAACUAUUUGGAGAGUAUCAUUCGUGCACUUCAUUAACUUAUCACAACAUUGGAGUCGCACAACUUGAGAUGACAGAUUACAACUCAGCAUUAGAGUCCCAUCAGAAAGCACUUCAAAUCAGAUUAAAAUUGUUCGGAGAAGAUCAUCACGAAACUGCGCGAAGCUAUCGUGAAAUUGGAGUGACACAUCGCAAAAUGAAAAGUUACAAGUCGGCAUUGGAGUCAAAUCAACAUGCUCUUGAGAUCAGAUUAAAAUUGUUUGGAAAAGAUCAUCGUGCUACUGCUCAAAGUUAUGAUGGUAUUGGAGUCACGCAAUAUGAUAUGAAAAAUUACAAAUCAGCAUUACAGUCACGUCAACAUGCUCUUCAAAUCAGAUUAAAAUUGUUUGGAGAAGAUGAUCCUGAAACUGCUCGAAGUUAUCACAACAUUGGAGUCACACAAUACCAGAUGACAGAUUACAACUCAGCAUUAGAAUCCCUGCAGAAAGCACUUCAAAUCAGAUUGAAAUUGUUUGGAGAAGAUCAUCGUGACACUGCGCGAAGCUAUCUUGAAAUUGGAACUACCCAUCGCAAAAUGAAAAGUUACAAAUCAGCAUUACAGUCACAUCAACAUGCCCUUCAAAUCAGAUUAAAAUUGUUUGGAGAAGAUGAUCCUGACACUGCUCAAACUUAUCGUCAUAUUGGGCUCACACAACAUAGCAAGCAAUCAAUGCAAGACUACAAAUCUGCUUUAGAGUCAUAUCGAAAAGCUCUUCAAAUCAGAAUAAGACUCUAUGGAGAGUAUCAUCCUGACACUGCCCAAAGCUAUCAGGAUAUUGGAAUCAUACAAGACCUUUUGAAAAACUAUAAAUGA
Paramuricea clavata is the source of this 1302-nucleotide messenger RNA. NCBI's taxonomy places the organism in Eukaryota, Metazoa, Cnidaria, Anthozoa, Malacalcyonacea, Plexauridae. The record is from the annotation of a GenBank genome assembly.